Messenger RNA from Orbicella faveolata, 2202 nucleotides. RefSeq lists its product as uncharacterized. The record is from RefSeq and is a predicted model, not a curated record. NCBI's taxonomy places the organism in Eukaryota, Metazoa, Cnidaria, Anthozoa, Scleractinia, Merulinidae.
ACCGAUCACGUUCGAGAAUUUUUUAUAAAUGCGACUAUACAAAAUAUAGCUUACAUGGUAAUAUCUGUUGCAGUUGUUAUACCACAAUCCUUAGUCGUGUACGCAUUAGACGGUUUGAGACGUGGAAGAGACAUCAGCCGAACUAAGGCCCCAUCAGCUUCUCUCAUGGGUGUGGGUACUGCCCAAGGCCCAGAUGGUCGCCGGGACGGAUCUUUACGGUUCUAUGGGCGACGAAACAGCUACGUUGAAAUUCCUAACACUGGAAAAUUGGACGUUAGAUACUCAAUAACCAUCCUUAUUUGGGUGUUCCAUGAAGGCGUAUCAGGGCCUAUCUUUAAUUACAAUCCACGAGGCUUCGGCGUCCACUUAUGGAUGACAGGUCGGCGCCAACUUUUCGCGCGCUUUGUGACACGGUCGCGGCGUUUUACGAGGCCGAUUACAAGUGGACGUAUGAAAUACAAGGCUUGGAACUAUGUGGGUGCAACCUACGACCGAAGGACUCGCAUUGCCACCCUGUACAUUAACUCGAUACCAGUUGCAUAUAGAAGAAUCGGCCGCAUACAGUUAUCCACCAACUAUCCCGUGAGGCUUGGCGCUCGGAUUGGCGACAGGCGUUACUUCCAUGGAAGACUCUUUUGUGCGCAGGUCUACAGCCGUGCGCUUAACAAGAAACAGAUUUUCCGGGCCAAGAGGAGGUGCUUUCUACCAGUUCCACCUCCUACUGUUCCUCCCAAGCCUAGUCCAACACCAGCCCCACGUGUUUGUAGGCAGCGAAUCGAUCUUGGCUUCCUCGUUGACGCAUCCCGCAGCAGAUACGGUUCCCGCGCGAUCCUGCGAUUCAUCAAGGACACAAUCAGGCGUUUUGAAGUAUCCGUCUCCAAAACGAGAAUCGGCAUCGUACAGUUCACCUCUAGAGUCAGGCUGAUCUUGCGCUUUGGGAGAACUUACAAUCCAGUACGAAUUGGCAGACUAAUAGACCAGAUCCAAUUGAACGGUCGCGGGGGUAGAUACCUAGGAAAAGCUCUGAGUUACACAGAGCGGUAUCUGUUUAGAAGCAGACCUCGUUGCGGACGCAGAAGGGUCCUCAUUGUUUUGACAACAGGAGAGUCGCGCGAUGCCGUAAAAAUGCCGGCAGGACGCUUGUUUUCAUCCGGUGUUGAAAUUUAUGCGAUUGGUCUGGGUACAGUGAGGAGGAAAUCACUGCAGCGUAUUGCUACUGUGUGUAAACAGGUGUUUAGAGUCCAUACAAGACAACUGGUGUCACUUAGUAGAAUAAUCCAAGACAAGAUUUGCAGUUCAACAGUAAUCGUAUCAAGUGGAGCUGUGGCUCUUUACCCAUUUACGAGUGCCUCAAGCGGACGUGACGCUAGCAAGUACAGGAACCCGACGGCAAAGAUAAAGGGGCUCUCAUUCAUUCAAGGCCCGGACGGACAUCCACAGGGAGCUUACUAUUUCCCAGGGCUACGAAGAACAAGAGGGAGAAGAAGAAGAGGAAGCUAUGCUUUGAUUCCAAACGACGGGUGUCUAGACACACGGUACUCUAUAACGAUCAUUGCCUGGAUCUACCCGGAGAAACCUGGACCCAUAGUACACUACAAUCCCAAGGGAUGGGGCCUCCAUUUGUGGCUGACCCAUCCCAACGAACUCUACUUCCGGUUGAUGCCGAGGCGAGGCUCGCGUCGUAAUGUGAAACCGCUGACAACCCGAAGCCUAAAGCGGUACACUUGGAACUACAUCACUGCUACUUACGACCAUCGCACAGGUCUUGCAACUCUUUGGAUCAAUGGGAACCCUGUAUCUUAAAGGAAUGUCGGAAAAUUCACUCUGGGGCUCGCUACUAACUAUCCUGUCAUUGUGGGUCAGAGACCAGGGGACCGUCGCGUGUUUCGUGGGCGUAUUGCUUGUUUGCAGAUAUAUAACAGGGCCUUAACGCGAGCACAGAUUGUUACUAGGCAGAGGCAGUGCUUCAGAACAGGUACUUAAAAGAUACUGAAGAGGUUGUCUGCUCUUUUUAAAAUUAGCAACGAAGGAAUAGGAGAUGAGACUUUAAACGAGAUUUUAACGAGAUUCAAGCAUAAUAACUCUACUUGCCCUCCCCACCGUGAUGUUCUUCCAACAGAGAAUAUCUACACUGGAAGCUUCAAAUAACAGCUUUUAUUAAAAGUUAAUUUGUUUGUCGGUCAAAUUUCUUUCGUCAGUAUU